CGAACAAAAAACAACAACAAACAAACGUCAAAACAUUACAACGCGCGAGGAGGUUUUUGAUCGUUUGGACCGCAUGAGGGAAGUUAAUUAGCCAGAGCAAGUGCAACUCGUAGUUAAAGUUCGUUGUAAAUGUGAAUCAAUGUUCCAUUUACGAGCGUGUUUCCAUGUUUCCGCCAAACUGUACAGACAGCCCGUAGCUAAUUGCAUAAUCAACCGUCGUCAAUUAUUCCGGACCGAUGUUGUUACAGUCUCGAAAACAUCAGUCGGCUGUGAGAAUAAAUUCGCUCAUGCCGUCUUGGAAAUCAAUCCGCAAUGCCGAGUAUUGCGAGGCGAACAAAACGACAAGAAUGACGUCGCAUCUGUGGCAAUCGAUUUCGAUCAAAAUUGGAGAGACUUAACCACAACUGGUGUGGUUGAAUGGCUCGAGACAAUCAAAAAUUAUUGCAAACAAAACGGCACAACGAUAUCGGACGAGAAGUUCGACGAAUUUGUCGAUGUGUGCACGGACCGCUGUUUUGAUUUCACCGACAGUCAAUUGAUUCAGUCACUGCAAAUACUGCAUCGCUAUCCGCUGACGGAAUCGCCCAAGUCGAGAAAUUUUGUCGAGCUGUGGAAUGCACUUGACGAUGCCUGCGUGGAACGAAUCGACGCAUGGGACUUCAAUACCAUUUUGUAUGUGUGCGAUCACUGGCAUAUGCUGCAACUGGGACGAUUCAAUAAAUUCAGUUUUCGAGGAUGUUUGAAAAUUGGCAGAAAACUUCGCAGACUGCCGCCCCAUCAAUUGGUUCAGCUGAUGUUUUAUCUGAGUAUUCGGCGUGUUGAAAUACUGGACAUGUUCGAGAUUGAAAUCAAUUUGGGCAAUUCGUUGGACGCAUUCAGUUUGGACGAGAUAGCGGUGCUGUGUAUGGGCUUUUUCAAAACCCAGACGAAAUUUAAGGAUCAGGAAUUGGUAGAGAAGAUCUUCAAGCGAACGAUACGUGAGAUCGACACGGUAGAUGACCUAGCGUUCACCUGCAUUUUAAAGGCUCUGCGUUAUUCGUUAAAAAAUUUCCACCACGCCCUAGUACUGGAAAUGCUCAACGCUGCCGACGGCCAAUUGGCUCGCCUAUCAACGUUGACCUGUCUGCACGUAGCUCUCUUAGGGACGCAUCUUCACAUAUGCCAUCAGAGUUGCAUCGAGCAAAUUUUGCACCGUUUCGCCGACGACGUACAGGCGAUUCGCAUGAAAGAUUUGGAACGCAUCAGCUACGUGAUGGGUUUCUUUGAUUUCGAAUCGGAGAGCAACAUUGCCAACCGGUUGUGUCAACAGUUUUUAGCCGAGCUGAAGAAUCGGGUCGAUGACAUCGUCCGGUAUCCGAAAUGCUUUGCGUUGUCGUUGCACUACUUGUCGCUGAAGGGAUACCACGACGAAGAAAUGAUAUCGGUAGCACUGAGCCCGUCGUUUCUGAGUGCGGCCUACGGAAACCAAACGAGAUACGACAAUGAACUCUUCGGCUUGGACUCAUUCGUGAAGAUAAAUCUGAAGGAAACUUACACCGGCAACCAAUUGACCGAGAAGAAUCGGCAGUACAUGGGAAAGAUGUUAACUGAAUAUGUGCCGGACCGUAACAAAGAAUUCAAGAUUGGCUUUGCCGAUAAUCUAUUGCUGGAAGUGAAGGAAACGUCCGACGAGCUGUGUACUCAUUCUUACUUUGCACACUCCCUACCGCAUUUCAGUAAACCGGACAUAAUUAUCGCCUACGACAGAAACUCCAACACCGGCAUCGACAUUGCUCACAAGCUGCCUCCACUCUAUACGGGAAAGAUUAUCGAUCGGUCUAUGUUAGUGGAUGGCCUCGACACCGAUGCUGCUGAUGUGGAGAUAGUCAAUGUUAUUGUCGGUGGUUGGUCCAGUUACAUCAGAGGUACUGAAAAGGUGAACGGUUUCAACAGACAGAAAAUUGAACAGGCGAAAAUGCUGGGCUUACGGCCAGUUUUGAUUCCGUGGUUUGAUUGGAAGAGAUUGCUUAGGUGGGAACGGAAAAUGUAUAUCGAACGGAAGAUAAAGGAAGCGCUGCAAGUUAAAUAAUUUUAUUUUCCAAACAACAGACUGCUAUGUACAAAAACACGAGAAAAUAUAGUCGCGUUAA
Bradysia coprophila is the source of this 2129-nucleotide messenger RNA. Its product is annotated as FAST kinase domain-containing protein 5, mitochondrial-like. Lineage: Eukaryota; Metazoa; Arthropoda; Insecta; Diptera; Sciaridae. The record is from RefSeq and is a predicted model, not a curated record.